This is a messenger RNA of Diospyros lotus (date-plum), 1015 nucleotides long. Its product is annotated as guanosine deaminase-like. The record is from RefSeq and is a predicted model, not a curated record. Gene Ontology annotation, molecular function: guanosine deaminase activity; zinc ion binding. Gene Ontology annotation, biological process: purine nucleoside catabolic process. Bases 16 to 729 code for a protein of 237 amino acids. NCBI's taxonomy places the organism in Eukaryota, Viridiplantae, Streptophyta, Magnoliopsida, Ericales, Ebenaceae. The transcript is spliced from 5 exons.
AAAAACAUUAUAUUGAUGCCGUGGUGUGAAGGUUUGGACCACUUUUUCCCCGUUGCGUCCAACCCUUUUCGUGCCCAUCUCUUUCUUUCUCCCAACCAACCAAGCCUGCUCCUGAAUAUCCAUUUACUGGAUUCCCUUUGUUCUCUUGUAUUUCGUCUCGAUUUUGUCAUGGAGGAUGCUAACGUGCUUGAGGCUAAGGAUGGGACCAUUUCUGUUGCUUCUGCAUUUGCUGGCCAUAAGGAAGCUGUACAGGAUAGGGACCAUCAAUUCUUAACGAAAGCUGUAGAAGAAGCAUACAAGGGCGUAGAAUGUGGAGAUGGGGGGCCCUUUGGUGCAGUUGUUGUUCAGAAUGAUGAAGUUGUUGUGAGCUGUCAUAACAUGGUAUUAAGUAACACUGACCCAACUGCACACGCUGAGGUUACCGCAAUAAGAGAGGCAUGUAAAAAGCUGAAUCAAAUUGAGCUCUCGGACUGUGAAAUUUAUGCCUCCUGUGAGCCUUGUCCAAUGUGCUUUGGCGCCAUCCAUCUUUCGAGAAUUAAGAGGUUGGUUUACGGAGCCAAAGCCGAAGCAGCUAUAGCUAUAGGGUUCGACGAUUUCAUAGCAGAUGCAUUGAGGGGCACGGGGUUCUAUCAGAAAGCCCACCUGGAGAUCAAAAGAGCUGAUGGAAAGGGGGCCAUUAUUGCAGAGCAAGUAUUCGAGAAAACAAAAGCCAAGUUCCCUAUGUAUUAAUCAUUCCUCCAUCUCUCAUGCAUGCAUUGCAUGUCUCACACACGGGCUACAAAGAAAUGUUUCUUCUUCUUGUAGCUAAGUUACUUCAAAACUAUUUAUUCUUCAUUCUGGGAAAAGAAUGGUUCCUUUCCAUCUUGUAGAUUAUAUUUUAUACUUGCAGACUUUGACAGUCACAGUGCUGUUCUCUGCGUAUCUUCUGCAAGCAUAUGUUUAUUCUGCUGUUCCAUAUUUCAGUGUACCAUCACAGGAAUUACCUUCAAAUUAAUAGACAUCCCAUGAAUCCUUA